This is a messenger RNA of Chelmon rostratus (copperband butterflyfish), 1954 nucleotides long. Its product is annotated as transcription factor jun-D-like. Lineage: Eukaryota; Metazoa; Chordata; Actinopteri; Chaetodontiformes; Chaetodontidae. Gene Ontology annotation, cellular component: transcription regulator complex. Gene Ontology annotation, biological process: regulation of transcription by RNA polymerase II; regulation of cell population proliferation; regulation of cell cycle. Gene Ontology annotation, molecular function: RNA polymerase II cis-regulatory region sequence-specific DNA binding; DNA-binding transcription factor activity, RNA polymerase II-specific; transcription factor binding. The transcript has a single exon. The coding region runs from base 257 to 1204 and encodes 315 amino acids. The record is from RefSeq and is a predicted model, not a curated record.
GCGAGGUCUGGCUCUGCGCAUAGCAGUCGUGCCAUCGGGAAAAGACAAUAUCAUCGGCGCGCAGCAGAGACACAUCAGAGCCCCUCAGGCGCAACAGCUCGAGUGGUCGACUGACAGAGUGACUGACACACAGGAGGGGGACAAGGAAGCGGGAUCACAUAGAAAUAAGGAUCAGCUGAUUUCCUCAUGUUUGGAUGUGACUGCUCAACAAUCGUUAAUGCGUAACGCUCAGCACUCCCUCAUGUGAGGGUGUAGAAUGGAAACAACCCUUUACCCAGGCACCGUGGUCAAUACUCCGAGGGGCUCCAGCAUCUAUUCCCAGAGCACGAUGAUGAAGAAGGACAUUAACCUGAACCUGGACGACCAGAACUCCGAGCUCAAAGCAAACCCGCUCCGAGACACAGACGGACUUCUCAACUCCCCAGACUUGGGACUCUUGAAACUAACCUCUCCGGACCUGGAGCGCCUUAUUAUCCAGUCAAACGGCCUGGUCACCGCCACCAACACGACCUCCCAGUUCCUCUACCCGAAGUCAGCCAGCGACGAGCAGGAGUUCGCGGAAGGUUUCGUCAAAGCACUGGAGGACCUUCACAAGCAGAAUCAGCUGAGCGAGGCGGGCUGCGUCUCCGUGGAGAGGCUGGAGCUCCUCGGAUCGUCCAACGCGGUCGGCUCCGCCGGGCUCCAAACACCAGACCUUCCUGUAUACACUACUUUGAACGGGUACACGGCCAGUCCGCUCGGAGCCACCACCAUCAACUACUCCACGGACACAAUCCCCUUCCCGCCGCCUCCGUCGCAUCUGAGCAGCGCGCAGCAGCAGGCGGCCGCCGCGGCGGCUCUGUCGCGGCUCCAGUCUUCCGGUGUGACACACGGUUUGGUUAAGGACGAGCCUCAGACGGUACCAGACAUGCAGAGCUUCGGAGAAAGCCCCCCUCUGUCUCCCAUUGAUAUGGACAACCAGGAGCGCAUCAAGGCGGAGAGGAAAAAGCUGCGGAACAGGAUAGCCGCCUCCAAAUGCCGCAAAAGAAAACUGGAGAGGAUAUCACGGCUGGAGGACAAGGUCAAGAGCCUGAAAACGCAGAACACCGAGCUGGCAUCCACGGCCAGCGUCCUCAGGGAGCAGGUGGCCCAGCUGAAACAGAAGGUGAUGAACCACGUCAGCAGCGGAUGCCAGCUUUUACCAAACCAGGUCCAGGCUUACUAAAUCAGAAAUGGUGCUCUUUAUGGAUGUUUUUACAGCUCUAAUAUGCUCUGCAGAUACAGGGCUGUAUUAUGAGGAACAUAUGCCUUUUGUAACCUUAAGUCCUUAUCAGAGACUUGAUAUGAGGCCAUUGUAAAUGCACCCUCCAGAUAAAGCCUGCAGCUGGGACUCGAAACAGACAUGUGCUGUCUGUGUAGAGAUGAACAGGCCUUGAUGACAGCUGGACAGUGGCAGGUUAACCAGCAGCAGGUGAGGGCCGCAGCCUCUUCUGAUUCAUGGAAAUUUGGCAGUGUUGUGCAGACUUGAUUUGUUGCCCUGAUUUUUUCUGGGAAGCCAUGUAGCAAACUGCUAUCCAGCGGGCUGGUGAAGGAUAGCGUUUAUCUGUGUGUGUAAGCUGGACAAUCUCAACAAGAGUGCAACCAAACCCCAGGGUGUCACCAAGUGCUGUCAUCCACCAUGUAAUAUAAUGCCUUACUUGUUUACAAGCACUUAAUGACAAAUAUAUAUUUUAUUUACUGAAACAUUUCUUAUUUUACAUAUGGUCUUACUUUUUUUUUUUUUUGCAAAAUUGAACACUGCAUGUCUUGUCGCUUUGUGUACAGUAACCAUUGUAUUUUUCAUUGUGGUGGCUGCUGUGUAGCUCUUCAGCCGCCACUUCCAUGAAUGUAUGUGUACGUGCUGAACCCUAUGUAUCCAUGUGUAAUGGACUUUCAAGUCUCUACCUGACAUUUAUUAAAUUCACUACAUUAUUAA